AAGUCCCAAACAUACUUCGAAGCCAUGGGACUCCAGUGCUGCUUCGGCGGGACGACCUUCCAAACCCUAAAAAUGGCAGCAAUUCCUUCUCUAUAUUCAUCAUCGACCUCCAUUCUCAGACCAGUGUCCAAAACCCUAACCUUUAACUUCCUUUCCCGGCCCCAUGGGCGUUCUCUUCCACUCCUCGUAAGAGCUCUCUCAGCCCCAGCCAUUCAAACCACCGGCCGAACCACCACUUCUCCGGACGAUAAAGUUUUGAGGCCUCAAUGGAAAGCGGCGAUAGAUUUUAAGUGGAUUAGAGACAACAAGGAAGAUGUCGCUGCCAAUAUAAAAAACAGGAAUUCUAAUGCUAAUUUGGGGCUUGUUCUUGAACUCUAUGAGAGAUUGUUAAACGUUCAGAAGGAAGUUGAACGGCUUCGUGCAGAGAGAAAUGUGGUUGCGAACAAGAUGAAAGGAAAAUUGGAACCCUCCGAGCGCCAAAAACUCAUAGAAGAGGGAAAGAAUUUGAAGGACAGACUCAUUACUUUAGAAGACGACCUGCUCAAACUUACAGAUGAGCUCCAGCUGGAAGCACAGUCUAUUCCAAAUAUGACUCAUCCAGAUGUUCCAAUAGGAGCGGAAGAUUCGUCAACAUUGAGAAAAGUGGUUGGUGAUCCCCAUGAGUUUAGCUUCCCUAUUAAGGACCAUGUCCAACUUGGAAAAGAAUUAGAUCUGUUUGAUUUUGAUUCUGCUGCAGAGAUUAGUGGGUCAAAAUUCUAUUACAUGAAGAAUGAAGCAGUUAUGCUAGAGAUGGGCCUCAUAAACUGGACUCUCUUUGAAGUCAUGAAAAGGGGAUUUACGCCUCUUACAACUCCAGAAAUUGUGAGAUCCUCUGUUGUUGAAAAAUGUGGCUUCCAACCUCGUGGAACUAAUACUCAGGUUUACUCUAUUGAGGGCAGUGAUCAAUGCCUUAUUGGCACUGCAGAGAUUCCAGUUGGUGGAAUUCAUAUGGAUUCUAUUCUUCCUGAGGCUUUGUUACCUUUAAAGUAUGUGGCCUUUUCACAUUGCUUUCGUACUGAGGCUGGUGCUGCAGGCACUGCAACAAGGGGCCUCUACCGAGUCCACCAAUUCAGUAAGGCGGAGAUGUUCAUCUUAUGUCGGCCAGAGGAAAGUGAUUCUUACCAUGAAGAAUUAAUUUCCAUUGAAGAGGACCUCUUCUCGUCAUUGGGACUUCAUUUUAAGUGAGUUUUCCGAAUGUUCUUUCACCUUUUAUUUCGGGAUCAAUCUGUAUUUAACCUAGCCUUGAGUUUCUCAGAACUGUGGACAUGGCUUCUGAGGAUUUAGGCGCGCCUGCUUACCGUAAAUUUGAUGUGGAAGCAUGGAUGCCGGGCUUGGGACGGUAUGGUGAGAUAUCAAGUGCAUCAAAUUGCACGGACUACCAAAGUCGCAGGCUUGGAAUUCGCUACCGUCCAGAAUCAUCAUUGACAAACCCUAAAAAGGGUAAAGGCAAUCUUGCUUCAACGCAGUUUGUGCACACAUUAAAUGCAACAGCGUGCGCUGUUCCCCGGAUGAUUUUGUGUUUGCUUGAGAAUUACCAACAAGAAGACGGCUCUGUAGUGAUUCCGGAGCCAUUAAGGCCCUUCAUGGGUGGGCUUCAGAUCAUUACUCCCAAGUCCAGAUAAGAUUAGGAACAUAUUUAUAUAUUUUUGAUUUAAAAUUGUAUCUGGUGAUAUUCGUAUGGUUUUUUUAUUUUAUUUUUUGCAAAUCUUAGUGUUCGAUUCGGCGACAGAUAAAAGAAUUGAAAACCUGAGCUUGGUUAAUUCAUAAUUCAUUACAGUAUCACUUGAGUUUUGAUUAAAGAUUUGUUUGGUAAGCAGAAACCGAUUGCUAUG
Molecule: messenger RNA, 1871 nt
Organism: Ilex paraguariensis (yerba mate)
Lineage: Eukaryota; Viridiplantae; Streptophyta; Magnoliopsida; Aquifoliales; Aquifoliaceae
Source: the annotation of a GenBank genome assembly